AUGGGAACCCAGCUCACCUACCUUAACGAGCCUAACAUGGAAAAGGAGAUAGAUGAGAACGAAAAUGAUGAAUAUGACGCAGUAGCCUGAUCCAUGCAAGGGUGGAGAACCAACAUGGAAGACGCACAUCUCCUCGAGCUUGAUUUCGAACCAGGGAUGCACCUCUUUGGCGUCUUUGAUGGACAUGGAGGCAAAGAAGUAGCUAUGUACGCAGCUAGAGAACUUAUUCAAACCUUCAAAGAUUCUUUUCCAAGCAAGGCUAAUCCAUUUAAAGGGUCUACUGUUGAUGAAGAUCUAUUAGAUCCGGACUCUGUUGAGCAAGCUCUCAUAAAUUCCUUUAUUGGGAUAGAUAAGAAGCUUUCCACCAAACAGGUCAAGAAGGAACUAAUGGAGAUUAGGAACAACAAUCCCGAAGGAAAGAAUCCUUUCCUAGAGCUACUCGGCCUCAGUGAUGAGAUUGAUAGAGGAAAAACUGAAGGAAUAAAUAUCUUUGACAGCAUUGGAUGCACAGCCAAUGUUCUCUUCAUUCAUGAAGGAAAAUACUAUUGUGCCAAUGCAGGUGAUUCAAGAUGAGUAAUUUCUCAGAGAGGAAGAGCAGUAGAACUUUCGCAAGAUCAUAAGCCUGAAGACCCAAUAGAAUACCAAAGGAUCACUAAUGCUGGAAGCGUCGUCGUUGAUGGAAGAGUUGAUGGCAACCUGAACCUGUCAAGGUCAAUUGGUGAUCUUCACCAUAAACAAAAGAAUCUUCCAGUUGAGGAGCAACCAAUAACCUGAGUUCCAGAUGUCACCAUCAGAGAUAUUGAUGAAGACGAUGACUUCAUCGUCCUUGCUUGUGAUGGUAUCUGGGAGGUGAAAGACUCUCAACAAGUUGUAGACUUCAUUGAUGAAAAGUUAUCAACAAAUACGGAUAUAGAAGACAUUGUGAAAGAACUCCUUAACGAAGUCUGCUCAGAAGACUGUAAUAAAGACCAAAGUUUAGGAUGAGACAACAUGACUUGCAUUAUCAUCAACAUCAAGCGAUAA
Molecule: messenger RNA, 1023 nt
Organism: Moneuplotes crassus
Lineage: Eukaryota; Ciliophora; Spirotrichea; Euplotida; Euplotidae
Source: the annotation of a GenBank genome assembly